AUGUCUGGUGUGUGUGGUAAGGCCUGCCUAGAUGUUUGUAGCUUAUCGAAGCAGCAAAAUGCACUGACAAGAAAAAAGCCGUACAAGUGUGAUGUUUGUGGUAAAUUUUUUGCGCAGUCAGCUCAUCUUGAAACACAUUUCAGAACACAUACUGGAGAAACUCCUUACAAAUGUGAUGUCUGUGGUAAGGAAUUCAGUGAAUCGUCCAAGCUACAGAGGCAUUUCCGAUCCCACACUGGCUCCAGACCCUAUAAGUGUGAUUUCUGUGGUAAGGAAUUUAUCCGGAGAGACACGCUGCAGAAACAUACAAGGACACACACGGGAGAGAAGCCUUACACGUGUGAUAUCUGUGGUAAGGGAUUCAGUCAGUCCGCUCACCGCCAGAUGCACACAUUGACACAUUCUGGACAGAAGCCGUAUAAGUGUGACGUCUGUGAUAAGGUGUUUAGUCAGUCCUCUCACAUGAAAACUCAUUUCAGGACACACAUUGGAUACAGUCCUUUCAAGUGUGAUGUGUGUGGUAAGGAAUUCACAAGGGCAGAGUACCUACAGAAACAUAGUAUGACACAUACCGGAGAGAAACCUUACAAAUGUGACUUCUGUGGACGCGGGUUUAUACAGUCAUCUAACCUCCGGAGACAUAUCAGGUCACACACGGGAAAUAACCCCGUGUUGUCUGUGUAA
Messenger RNA from Pecten maximus, 684 nucleotides. RefSeq names its product zinc finger protein 239-like. Gene Ontology annotation, molecular function: RNA polymerase II cis-regulatory region sequence-specific DNA binding; DNA-binding transcription factor activity, RNA polymerase II-specific. The record is from RefSeq and is a predicted model, not a curated record. Bases 1 to 684 code for a protein of 227 amino acids. Gene Ontology annotation, biological process: regulation of transcription by RNA polymerase II. NCBI's taxonomy places the organism in Eukaryota, Metazoa, Mollusca, Bivalvia, Pectinida, Pectinidae. Gene Ontology annotation, cellular component: PcG protein complex; transcription regulator complex. The transcript has a single exon.